AAUAAUUAAAUGUAUGAUUGAUAUUAAAUUGUAUGUAUAGGUUGUAUAUUGAAAUUGUUGAAAGUUUUUUAAUUAAAAUUUAUAUGAAUUGUUUAAGAAUUAAAUUAUACGUAUAUAUUGAAUUUUGAAAAUUGUAAUAUGUUAGGAUUUAAAUUAUUGAAAUUGUGAUUGUUAUAGAGGGAUUUAAAUGUAUUGAAAGUGUUGAAUUGAUGAAAUUGAGAAUUUGUUGAAAUAAUCUAAAUACUGGAAAUUUUUAUUGAUUAUUGUUAUGGUUAUCCUGCAGUUAUGGUAGCAUAUAGUUUAUUAUUUGUGAUUAUGAUUUGUUUGCUAGAAGUAAGGUAGCGUUUAUUUAGUUAUACUAUGGUAGCCUUUAUUGUUUUAUAAUUUGUUCGCAGUGUUAGGUGGCUUCUAACGCUUGUUAGUUGGAAGCGUUAGAUAGAUUUUUUAGUUUAAACCUAGAUACUUGUGAGGUGUACCUGAUUCAUGGAGUAACCUUUUAGCAUUUGAGAGGAAGAAUGUAAGACUAAGUAAACGUACUUAUGUUCUAGGUCUUUAACGAUGGACAAGAGUUGGAUGAAACUUAAGAAUAAAUUUUCGGUUAAGUAUAAAGGAGUUUUUCAAUUUUUAGAGGUUGCGAAGUAUCGCAUAAAUGAGUACGAACGGACAAAGAUUAGAAUAUAUUUCAAAUAUCACGAAAUAUAGUUUUUCAAUUUCAAUUUUCAAUUAUUAACGAUUAGAAUAUCCCCCUCCUACACAAAUUGGGUGUAUCAUGGAGUGCAAGAGACGAAAAAUAUAUUUCAGAAUUUAUUAAACCAAACCUUGGCUAUUAUGAAUAUUCAUCCUUAAACUUUUUUGUUUCGUUGAUGUAUGUGAGGGUUCUCAACGGUUAGAGCAACAGGUCCUUCGACAUGUUGUUAGAGAUAUUAAAAUGUGCGUUUCCAAUGUGUAGUACGAAUAUCCCUAGCUCAUUCUAUGAAUCCAAACAAAAAUUGUGUGACUUGGGCCUAAGAUACGAGACUAUUCAUGCUUGUAAAUAUGACUUAGUAUUGGAAGAAUUUUGGAGAUUUGCAAUAUUGUCCAACUUGUGGUAAGUCUCGGUACAAGGUUAGUCAUAAAAAAUAAGUUCUUAAUUUUCAAAGUUCACUUCAUAUCUACGGAACAUUCGUUUGGGAUUAGUUUCUGGUCGGUUUAAUCUGAUUGAGCAUAUGAGUACCUCGUAUAGUAUGUGUCAUGUAGUGUUAAUUCCUUACAAUUUUCCACCUUAAAAAUGCAUGAAAGAGUCGAACUUCUUCAUGUCAUUGCCAAUACCUGGUCCAAGAUCUCCUAGUAGGAAAAUUGAUGUUACCUCGAACCAGGCACAUCGGUCUUUUACACCAACGACCCAAACAAUGGUGUCAAUUGGAAAGUUCUUCAAGUGACCCAAAAUAAACGUAUAUGGGAUGUUGAGGAUCAACAACUGAAUGUACUCGAAAUCGUUGUCGGACAUUGUGUGGAUGAACACAUUGAGGAUGACACCUUGUGUAGGCUCGACGUUGAUCUUAUAGUGGUGGAAAAAUCGAUUGUGCACAUGAUGUCGUUGUGCACUUCAUAAAUGAUGAUGAUGAACACUUAUCCGUUCAAAGCAGAUCAAGUGAUGACAAAUAAUAAUGACAAAUCACGUAUUCACAUAUAUUUCAAUUUUUUAUAUAUUCACUUUCGAAUACUCUCAUAUGUUUAAUUAAUUUUGAUUUAUACGCCCAUAGAUACUAUGUCAUUCUCUGCCAGUUUCGAUGAGAGUGAUGCUCUUUUUUAUUUCAACGUCAACAAGUUCAAUGACGCAAGAGGCACGUCAUCAGUGGGCGACACGUCAGAUGGCUCUCAACCUACUGCUCGCACUCCUAGAAGACGAGAGCACUCGAGGAACUUGAAGUUGGAUAGAUACGUGCAGCAAAAUGGGAAGAUCCCCAUAUCCAUCGUUCCAAGAAAAGAUAAACCGAUCUCCCCACAUGCCAUUAUCUUCAGUUGUACCAUUGUCGAGUUAACGCGGGAUACUUUUCCAGGUCACGCUCUUAAGUGGACUGGCACUACUCCGGAGUACAUCAAGCUUGUGAAGGACAGUUUACAGCAAUGGUUUAUGUUGGAUUUCACAGAUCCAACACUUACUCGAUUUGUUGAGUAUCAAAUGCGUACCUGGAAGGAGUUCAAGGGGCAGAACCACCGCCAUUUUAAGAAGUUCAGUGAUCCUGAACAAGCACGUGCCAACCCACCCUCCAUAUUGAAGAAUCGUGUGGAAGAUUGGCACUUCCUCUGCGAUCACUACCUUACUUGACAGUUUCAAGUGAUUUAAAACUUUUAAUGUUCUCAAACGGUAGUUCAUUUUUUGUUUUUUGUAUUUAACAUUUUGAUUGUUUCAUGUAGAAGUAAUCAAUGAUGAACAGGGUUGCUGGAGUGAAGCAAUCUGACAACCACAGUAGUGGCUCUAAGUCGUUUCUACAACAACAACAUGAGCUCGCUGAACAACGAGGUCAUUCAGUUGAUCGUGUGGAGUUGUUCAAAGAAACACAUGCUCAGGGUGGCCAGUUCGUUUCACAGGUGGUUGUGAAUGCUCAUAAUCAAAUGUUGGAACAUCAAUCCCACCCUAACCCAAAGAGUUCUCAACCACUAUAUGGGGACGAGAUAUGCGAGACAGUCUUGGGUAGACGAGCGGGCUACUCAAAAGAUCUUGGUUGGGACCCCAAGCCAAAUUCUUGAAACAUUGUUGGUAGUUCUUCGUCUAAAUCAUAUGAGCAAGAGAUGUACACUAGGGAGGUUACCAAGCUAAAAGCUCGUCUUGAGGAAGUGACAGACUUGCAUGCACGAGCAAUACAAGAAAACAACCAUGAAGAAAAUGCCCAACAGAUGGAAGAAAUGAGGACAAUGAUGGGAGAACUCACUCGAGCACUUGUGCGGUUUUGAGGCAUGGGGGAACUGUCAUCUAUGACGCUUAGAAUUAUGUUUUAGUUUUUAUUAUUCAUGUAAUUUUUGAACCUACAAACGUGCACUUUUUUAAUAUUUGGAUUAAUUUUAAUUAAAUUUGAUUUGGAAGUUUAAUAAAUUUUUAUUAAUUUUA
Cucumis sativus (cucumber) is the source of this 3088-nucleotide messenger RNA. RefSeq lists its product as uncharacterized. Bases 1748 to 2308 code for a protein of 186 amino acids. NCBI's taxonomy places the organism in Eukaryota, Viridiplantae, Streptophyta, Magnoliopsida, Cucurbitales, Cucurbitaceae. The transcript is spliced from 5 exons. The record is from RefSeq and is a predicted model, not a curated record.